AUGCAUGAGUAUACAGAGAAAAACUUUAAAAGCUUGAGCGUAUUAUUGGAUUGCUUGCAUGACCGAGAAAUUAAACAGUUGGAAAAUAAUGAAAGAGAAGGAGAUACUUUCAAGAAAAUAUGUGAACAUUGUGAAGAAGUAAUGCAGGAGCUAAAAAGGACGGCUCAGCAUUUUCGAAUCAAUGAGGAAGAUAUAAGAUAUCAAAGCUCAACUUUGUUUGAGAAUUUGGAUUUUGGAAGUGAAAUUACUGCUGCAAUAAUUCGUGCUGCUGAAAAUUUAACAAAGGAAAACGAUGAACUGAAAAAUGAAAAUGCAGAACUCAGGAAUACGAUUUUUAUAUUGGAAAAAGAAAACAUAGAUUUAAAAGAGAUGAGAAAAAUGUCAAUUGUACAAGAGAAAAAAUUUGAAGAGGUAGAACACAGAUUAGACCGUUUGCGAGAAGAAAGUGAACGAUUAAUAAAAGCAUGCUAUGAUGAGGAUGAGGAAGUUGAUGAUCUUAAAAAUCAGAUAUCAGAAUGGUUGAAUACAAAUCACUAA
Brugia malayi is the source of this 537-nucleotide messenger RNA. RefSeq lists its product as uncharacterized. The transcript has 3 exons. NCBI's taxonomy places the organism in Eukaryota, Metazoa, Nematoda, Chromadorea, Rhabditida, Onchocercidae. The coding region runs from base 1 to 537 and encodes 178 amino acids. The record is from RefSeq and is a predicted model, not a curated record.